AUGGUUGAAAAACUUGGUCUUGUGACUCAGAAACAUCCCAAGCCAUAUCAGUUACAAUGGAUCAAUGAGACUGGAGAUAUGAGCGUGAAGGAACAGGUGCUUGUGCCACUAUCCAUUGGAAGCUAUGAAGAUGAGAUUUUGUGUGAUGUCCUGCCUAUGGAUGCUGGACACAUCAUCUUGGGAAGGCCUUGGCAAUCUGAUAGGCGAGUGAUGCAUGAUGGUUUCACAAACAAGUAUACUUUCCUGCACAAGGGGCGCAAGACCACUCUUAUUCCCUUAACCCCUCAAGAGGUGUAUGAAGAUCAAGUCCAGCUGUGCAGUCAGAGAACCAAACCUCAAGCCAAGAAGGAGCCACCCAAUCCAAUCAAAUCCUUGAACUAUCUGGUCAAGUCCAAACAGGUUAAAAGUUCUAUGUCUUCUGAUAAGCCUUUUCUCUUAUUUAUCUUUAAAGGAUCACUUAACCUUCUUGUUGAUAAUGCACCGGAGAUUCCGAGUGAGAUGUCUAAGCUUUUACAGGAUUUCAAGAUGUGUUUCCAGAUGAUUGCCCAAAAGGAUUGCCACCAGUCAGAGGCAUUGAGCAUCAAAUAG
Molecule: messenger RNA, 588 nt
Organism: Microthlaspi erraticum
Lineage: Eukaryota; Viridiplantae; Streptophyta; Magnoliopsida; Brassicales; Brassicaceae
Source: the annotation of a GenBank genome assembly